Dendrobium catenatum is the source of this 906-nucleotide messenger RNA. RefSeq lists its product as uncharacterized. The record is from RefSeq and is a predicted model, not a curated record. Lineage: Eukaryota; Viridiplantae; Streptophyta; Magnoliopsida; Asparagales; Orchidaceae. The coding region runs from base 1 to 906 and encodes 301 amino acids. The transcript has 2 exons.
AUGGCGGGAGUCCCUUCCUCUGCUUUGUGGGGGAAAGCCUUUGAGCCAAUGUUGCAUAAAAACAAAGGCUUCUUUAAUCUGGAUAGUGAUGGUUCCAAGUCUCCUUCUAGAUCUCGCUCCUUUAAAGAGGUACUUUCAGGUAGCACGUCUGCAGGUGAUGAUCUCCCAUCUCUAACUCAAUCGACUUUUAAUGGAGUUCAUGUUGUUUUGUUAUCUGAUGAUGAAGUCUUAAAAUUAGCUUCUCAGUUUCAAUUUACGCUGGUUGGAAAAUUUGGAUUACUUGACUCUCGGUAUGCGGCUAUACAGCUUUCUAACGAUCUGGAUUACAGUCGUGUUUUUACUAGGAGCUCGUAUUUUAUUUUUAACUAUCAAAUGCAAAUCUUGAAAUGGACUCCUUUUUUCGACAUUAAGGAAGAAUCUUCGAUAGUCCCGAUCUGGAUUUCUUUUCCUAGUCUUCGUCUCCAUUUUUUUAACCCGAAAGUUUUGCAUGCAUUGGGUUUGAUUUUCGGGAGGCCUCUUCAGACGGACCAGGCUACUGCUUCUCGCACUAGACCUUAUGUAGCUAGAGUUCUAGUUGAGGUAGAUAUUUCCAAAAAACACCCAAAAGAAAUUUGGGAUGGUUCCAAAGCUUCCGGGUAUCUUCAAAAAGCUGAGUUUGAAGAAGUCCCAGAUUUUUAUUCUCAUUGUAAAAUUCAUGGGCAUGCUCAAAACGAUUGUUUUAAACUACACUCGGAUCUAAAAAAAACUAAUGUUAUGAAUAAUGGGAAGCAUGGAUCCACCGGAAAUAAGACUAUUUAUAUGCCUGCAUCUAACAAUAAUGUUGGGACCCAAGAGAACCAGGUGGAACCACUGCCUAUUUCUCAUAACUUAGAAGGAAUUUUAGAAAAUCCGAAGAAGGGAACUUAG